Messenger RNA from Xiphophorus couchianus (Monterrey platyfish), 2020 nucleotides. Its product is annotated as zinc finger and BTB domain-containing protein 17-like. Gene Ontology annotation, biological process: regulation of gene expression. The record is from RefSeq and is a predicted model, not a curated record. Lineage: Eukaryota; Metazoa; Chordata; Actinopteri; Cyprinodontiformes; Poeciliidae. The transcript has 4 exons. The coding region runs from base 165 to 1391 and encodes 408 amino acids. Gene Ontology annotation, cellular component: nucleus.
CUGGAAUGUGUGAACACGUGACUUCGCGCAUGCGUACUGAGUAUUGUUUCCGUUCCUGUCUGUGUGGAGGCCUCGGGCAGGUAAACAGAGGUUCUCCAGACGUUCUCCUACGGUUCUGUUGGUUCUAACUAGCUCUCAGCGGUUCCGGUCGGACCAGCAGGAAAAUGUCUCCAUCCGCCACGUUUCACUCCCAGCUCGCCUCCAUCAUGGAGGUUCUGGCCAACACGGCGGUGGCGGAGAUCUGCGAGCUGGUGGACAACGGCUACGCGGUGCUGCAGCUGGAGAUCAGCAGGAGCCGCAAAGAGAACGAGGUUCUGCGGAGGAAACUGCGGCUCCUGGAGCUGCGGGCGGCGCGGUCUGCCGCGCUCAGAGCCGCCGCGAGCGGAAGCGGCGCCGCGCUGCUGUACGCCGCUAGCGGCCGCCCGCGCGCCAACCAGCGCGUUCACGAGCCGAGGAGGAGCGUGACACUGACAGAAGUUGCAGCAGAGCUGUCCUUGUCGUCCAAUCAGCAGACUUCUCAGUGCAGAAAGACCCACCCACCACCAGAACCGGAACCAGAAGCUGCAGGACAGAUGGCGGCUGCAGCCGAGACCACAGUGGUGAUCAAGGUGGAGGAUGAGGAGGAAGAGUCCUGGUCCCAGUCCGACCCUCAUGGUCGGUUCUGUGUUGGUUCUGAGGAUCAGCACGAGGCAGAAGCUUCGUCCUCGCUGGUCAAACAGGAAGAGAGCGGUGCAGACGGCGGCGUCUCUUGGACCAGCGCGGAGGUGAGCUCCACCUCCACCCAGCAGACCAAUCAGAGGCCAGAAGCCAGUGGCUACGACUCCAUGAUGCUGCAGCAAGCCUCCCACGCUGCAGCAGCAGAACCCAGCGGCUCCUCUGGGUUUGUUCCCGGCAGAAACGCUUCAGCCGAUUCAGGAAGCAGCUUCAGCCACAGAGAGGCGAGUCUGUCUGCAGCGGGGCAGCGGCAGCAGCAGGGGGCGCCACAGAGGGACGGCUGGCGGCAGCAGAGCCACGCCGCCCCCGGAGGGAAAAAGUUUGCCUGCAGCUUCUGCGGGAAAAGCCUGGCCUGCCUGAAGAACCUGAAGACCCACAUGCGGGUUCACACGGGCGAGAAGCCGUACGUCUGCGCGCUCUGCGGGAAACGCUUCUCCGACUCCAGCAACCUGAAGCGCCACCAGAGCGUCCACACGGGGGAGAAACGCUACGGCUGCGUCCACUGCGGGAAGCGCUUCGCCCAGUCCGGCUCGCUGAAGGUCCACAUGGCCGUCCACACGGACUGCGGCCAGUUCCGCUGCUCCGUCUGCGGGAAGGCCUUCACCUCCGCCGGCCACCUGAGGAGGCACGUCGCCAUGCACGCCGGGGACAAAUGCUUCCCCGCUGCGUUACCGUGACGACCAACAGCAGACGCUGCGUCCUUCAGCAGGAGUUUCAGACCAGUUGUCGGCCGCACUUCCUGCAGCAGGUCUGACGCUUCCUGCUGGUCGGAUCAGAGCGACAGGAAGUCCUGAAACCGUCCGGAUCAUCAGGCUCCUCCCACAAACUGUGCAAACUGUGUUUCUGUGCAAAUUCUGACAUUUUUGUGUACAUUUUUUAAAUUCUGCCAUAUUUUGGCAAAAACAGUUUAAGAGGAUAAAGCUACUGCUGUUGAGUUUUUCUUUUUUCCUGGUUAGCGUUUACAUCACAGCCCUGUGUUCGGGUUUUAUUGUCCCACUUAAAGGAGGAGUUUUUUUCCGAUGGUCUGGCGGGGGGUCGCGCUUUUAAUAGAUGGUUUUUGUGUCUGUGUGUGUGUGUGUGUGUGGUUUUGGGAAUUGACGGUCUGACGGGACAUCGCCCGUUGCCCCGCUGUCAGACCGUACUGUUUUCUAAAACUAUCUCAGACAGACGCCCCCUGGUGGUGAGUGAGGAGAGGGAAUAAUCAGCAUUGUUUUACUUUUGACUUGCAAAAUUGGCAAGCUGGAAGUCUGUGAUGUUGCUGAGCUUCACAGCAAAUACUGUGAUGUAAUAGUUAAAAAACAUAAUA